AUGGAGCAGAAUGCCACACUGAUGCAGCAGAAUCAGAAUGCCAUGCAAAGUUUGGAGGCUUCGCGUGUCAAUUCUGAAACAACCCAAAGGCAGUUAAUGGAAAUCCUGGCGGCAACCAGAGGAACAUCGGGAGCGUCCUCUUCCAACGCUGCCCAGCCUGCUGCUGAGUGGAGUUUGGAGAGUUUUCUCCAGCAUCAUCCGGCAAAGUUUAAUGGUAAGGGCCUCCCUGACGAGGCAGACCAGUGGCUCAGGGACAUGGAAAAGAUUUUCAACGCCAAGAGGUGUCCGGAUGAAAACAGGUUGGCGUACACAGAGUAUUUAUUGACUGGAGAAGCGAGCCACUGGUGGGCGAGUGCGAGAGCUAUCCUGGCGGAUGCGCAUCAACCGAUCACUUGGGAAGUAUUCAGAAGCAAGUUUUAUAAAGAAUAUUUCCCUGACAGCGUCCGCUUUGCCAAGGAGGUUGAAUUUCUGCAACUCGUCCAAGGUGGGAUGUCCGUUUCUGAGUACACGAACAAGUUCAAACACUUGGUUCGUUUCAAUACGAUGGCCACAAGUGGAGAGUGGCAGUGUCGCAAAUUUGAGAACGGUUUGCGGAGUGACCUGAAGGUAUUGAUUUCCAGCCUGUGUAUCCGAACGUUUCCUGCCAUGGUUGAGAGGGCCAAAGUUUUGGAGAAGAAUAUGGCAGAAGCUGAACGACAGAAGAAACAACAACAAGUGAGUAGGGGGCCUAUUUUGUCCAGGGGAGGUACUGUUCAGAGAAGGACUCCUUACGGUCGUCCUGGUCAGUCGUCCAACACGAACAGUUCUCAAGCUUUGGUUCCUGCUGGACAAGCUGGACAGUACGGAAACAUUACUUGUUUCCAAUGUGGUGGACCACAUUACCGUUCGUCAUGUCCUCAGUUGGCGGGAGGAAAGCACUGUAAUCGGUGUGGACGAAAUGGGCACUUGGGGAACGAGUGCAACAUGGGUGGUCGAGCGGGGAUGAGACCACCAAACGCGGGAAGGAAUCAGCAAGGGAGAGGUGGACGAGCCCAAGCUGUUGGGCGUGUGUAUGCGAUAACUGGAGCGGAGGCAGCCAGCUCAGGUACAGUCAUCAUCAGUACAUGCUUAGUAUAUGGUAAAUCUUGUUGCGUGCUGUUUGAUUCGGGAGCAACACAUUCCUUCAUCUCGAAGGCGUACGUUGGCAAACUGGGAUUAGAAGUGAGUGAGAUGCAGUUUGAUCUGGUGGUGUCAACCCCAGCGGCUGGAGAGGUGAGGACGUCCACUAUGUGCGUCCAUUGUCCUAUAGAAGUACAAGAGCAUUGUGGGAAGAAGGAGUUGAUAUUUCCGAGUGAAGAGGAUGAAGAAUUAGCGGUAACGCUCGGUCAGUUAAAGGAGGAUAUAAUGGAAGGUGCGAGUUGCUUCCUAAUCAUGACGCAUGAAGACCAAGAACUUGGAGAAUUGAGGCAAGAACGAACGUCCGUUGUUGGCAGUGAGGAGCGGAUGGUUUUGGAUGAGUUUCCUGACGUCUUUCCUGAAGAAAUACCGGGUCUACCCCCGACUCGUGAAGUUGAAUUCACCAUUGAUUUGGUGACAACAGCCGCACCCAUCUCUGUUCAACCAUACCGUAUGGCGCCUGCAGAGUUGGUUGAACUUAAGAAGCAAAUAGAGGAACUGAUGGAGAAACAAUUUAUCAGGCCGAGCGUAUCACCAUGGGGAGCGCUUGUGCUCUUGGUGAAGAAGAAGGAUGGCAGCUCUCGGUUAUGCAUAGACUACAGGCAAUUGAACAAGCUGACCAUCAAGAACAAGUACCCAUUGCCAAGGAUAGAUGACUUGUUGGAUCAGCUGCAUGGGGCAACGGUGUUUUCUAAGAUUGAUUUACGUUCGGGAUAUCACCAGAUCAGGGUGAAGGAGGACGACAUCCAGAAGACAGCAUUCAGGUCUCGUUAUGGACACUACGAGUAUGUAGUGAUGCCAUUUGGAGUGACGAACGCUCCCGCAGUGUUCAUGGAUUAUAUGAAUCGUAUCUUCAGGCCGUACCUGGACAAGUUCAUGGUCGUUUUCAUAGAUGAUAUUCUCAUCUACUCCAAGACCAAGGAUGAACAUGAAGAACACUUGAGGGCAGUGCUAACCGUGUUGAGGGAGAAGGAGUUAUAUGCCAAACUAUCCAAGUGUGAAUUCGGGAUGAAGGAGGUGCAAUUUUUGGGACACAUUGUAUCAGCUGAAGGGAUCUCGGUAGAUCCAGCAAAGGUACGAGCGGUUAUAGAUUGGGCGAGUCCGCGUUCGGUCACGGAGGUAAGGAGUUUCGUUGGUCUUGCGGGCUACUAUAGGCGCUUUAUUGAAGGAUUUUCCAAGAUAGUAGCCCCACUGACGCAGCUUACCAGGAAAGACCAACCGUUCGCGUGGACUGAUCUGUGCGAGGAGCGGUUCCAGGAGCUAAAAGUAAAGUUGACGAGCGCUCCAGUGUUGAUCAUUCCGGACACGUCCAAACCCUUUGAGGUAUACUGCGACGCGUCUCAUCAAGGGUUGGGCUGUGUGCUUAUGCAAGAGAAGCGGGCAGUAGCAUACGCAUCUCGUCAAUUGAAGAUCUAUGAGAAGAAUUACCCAACGCACGACCUGGAGCUAGCAGCGGUCGUCUUUGCACUGAAGACUUGGAGACAUUACUUGUACGGAUCUACUUUCCAAAGGCGUUGGUUAGAAUUCCUAAAAGACUAUGAGUUUGAGCUGCUCUAUCAUCCUGGAAAAGCUAACGUAGUGGCGGACGCCCUAAGCAGAAAGGCAGUUCAUGUCUCGGUAAUGAUGGUUAAAGAGCUGGAAUUGGUUGAGAGUUUCCGAGAUCUAAGGUUGCAUUUUAAGUUGGAGCCAAGUAGCAUCAAGUGCUGUAACCUUAGAAUAUCUAGCAAUGUGUUUGAUCGGAUCAGAAUGAAGCAACGUGAGGAUGAAGAGCUGGUGAAGAUAUUAAGCGCGCUCGGUUUUAAUAAAGAUAAGGAUUUCAAUACGGGAACGGACGGCCGAGCCAUUCGUCCAAAGAAGCUAUCUCCCAAGUUCAUAGGACUAUACCAGAUUUUGAAGAAGAUUGGACCAGUAGCUUAUGAACUUGCCUUGCCACCUCAAUUAUCAAAUCUUCAUCCAGUAUUCCACGUUUCCCAACUUCGGAAGUACAUAGCGAAUCCAUCUCACGUACUGGAGUUGGAAGAUGUUCAGCUUUGUCAUGACCGAACGUUGGAAUUACAACCCGUCCGCGUGGAAGACAGCCGCACCAAGCUAUAUAAGGGCAAGGACGUUCGUCUAGUUAAAAUGGUGUGGGACGCGAAGACUGGCGAUUCAACGUGGGAAGUAGAGGACGCUAUGAGGGACUUGUAUCCGCACUUGUUUACGGGUGAGUUUUAA
Messenger RNA from Vigna angularis (adzuki bean), 3369 nucleotides. RefSeq lists its product as uncharacterized. Gene Ontology annotation, molecular function: zinc ion binding; aspartic-type endopeptidase activity; nucleic acid binding. NCBI's taxonomy places the organism in Eukaryota, Viridiplantae, Streptophyta, Magnoliopsida, Fabales, Fabaceae. The record is from RefSeq and is a predicted model, not a curated record. Gene Ontology annotation, biological process: proteolysis. The transcript is spliced from 4 exons. The coding region runs from base 1 to 3369 and encodes 1122 amino acids.